Molecule: messenger RNA, 1035 nt
Organism: Polyodon spathula (Mississippi paddlefish)
Lineage: Eukaryota; Metazoa; Chordata; Actinopteri; Acipenseriformes; Polyodontidae
Product: free fatty acid receptor 3-like
Exons: 1
Coding region: 82-1035 (317 amino acids)
Biological process (GO): positive regulation of insulin secretion; G protein-coupled receptor signaling pathway; positive regulation of cytosolic calcium ion concentration
Cellular component (GO): plasma membrane
Molecular function (GO): bioactive lipid receptor activity
Source: RefSeq, a predicted model, not a curated record
GAGUACAGAACAUUUCCCAAGAUCUUUGUUUUUUCUCUUGUACAGGUCAUUUAAAAGUGUGUGUCUGCGGGAUUACUUGGGAUGACUAUGGAAGAAGAACUUCGGCAAGCAUACCUGGAAAAGCUCUCAUUGACCGUCUACACAAUUACAAAGAUAUUAGGGCUACCAUCCAAUGUGUUGGCCCUUAUAGUGUCCAUCAAGAAUGCCAGAAAUCAAAGAGCAACCCCUAAUGAGGUCUACAUGAUCAACCUGUGCUUAGCCAACUUGGUGUUCAUCGCUUGGCUGCCCAUUAAGACCCUGGAGACCUUUAGGAAGCAGUGGACCUUUCCAAACUUUCUCUGCCUGCUUUACAACUUCUUCCACUUCAGCACCAUCUAUGCCAGCACAUUGUUCCUAACAGCAAUCAGUGGAGGUCGCUUCCUGAGUAUUGCCUUUCCAAUCCACUACAAGCUUUACAAAAACAUCAGGAACUCCUGGCUGGUCUGUUUGGUCCUCUGGACUAUUGUUUUGAGUCAUGUGGCUUUGGUGUUCAUCACUGAAAGAAAUGGGGGCCAGUAUUUUGUCUCUCCUUCCGAUAACAACAUCUCCACCUUCUUUGACAACUUCACACAGGAGCAACUGGAUUUCCUUGUCCCCCUGCGCUUGGAGAUGGCUGUGGUUCUCUUCUUUGUCCCCUUGUUGGUCACAGCUUUCUGUUACCUGAGUUGUGUGGUGUUGAUGCUGAGAUCCAGCCUGCAUCCAGCACGCAAAAGCAGGGUUAUUAGAGUAGCCGUGUCCACUCUGCUCAUAUUUGUGGCCUGUUUUGCACCAUAUAGCAUCUCCCAUGUGGUUGGCUUCAUCCAGCACCAGCACGUGUGGUGGAGGAGAGAGGCUCUCCUGACCAGCACCUGCAAUGCCUUUCUGGAGCCCAUUGUCUUCUUCUUUCUGUUGUCUUCUCUGGAGCACAGUUUUCGACAGUCCUGGUUUUGGGUGAAAGAGAGAUGGUCUUCCGUCAAUCGAAAAGCUGUUCCGUUCUGCACAAAAAGAGGCGGGUGA